Messenger RNA from Lactuca virosa, 309 nucleotides. NCBI's taxonomy places the organism in Eukaryota, Viridiplantae, Streptophyta, Magnoliopsida, Asterales, Asteraceae. The record is from the annotation of a GenBank genome assembly.
AUGUUGCUAGAGACUUUGUUGAAGCAAGAAGAAGAUCAAGAUCAAGAUGAAGGUGCUUGGAAUCUUGCAAUGGCAGGAGGAACCUGUCUUGGUUUAGUUGCAAGAACAGUAGGGAAUGAUAUUGUUCCACUUGUGAUGCCUUUCAUUGAAGAAAACAUAACAAAACCAGAUUGGAGACAAAGGGAAGGAGCUACUUAUGCUUUUGGAUCCAUCUUGGAAGGUCCUUCACCCAAUCAGUUGACUCCUUUAGUCAAUGUUGCUCUAAAUUUCAUGCUCACAGCUUUGACCAAAGACCCAGCAACCAUGUAA